CAAGAAAUGAUUUACAAUUUUUCACGCAAGAGGACGACCUCAUCAAUUUAGCGCGCUAGCGUACACGUGAUUUCCUAAAUUAAAAGUUGAAUACAAAUUUCUGCUUUAUUUAUUAGAAUUUAUCAGUUUCCUACAUGUUGUGACGAUAAUAGUUGGAAGUCAUCUAUUAUUAUCAAGAAUGAAUAAGAAGGAUAAAAUUCAAUUGUUGCGGAAUGCAAUCAGAAGUUAUCCUGACUUUCCUAAACCUGGUAUUAUAUUUCGAGAUAUAUUUGGUGUCUUCCACAAUGUAGCAGCAUUGAGAGCAAUGAGGGAUUUAAUAGUAGAACAUAUUUUAUUCCUUGAAGUUGAUUUGAUUAUAGGUCUUGAUUCAAGAGGUUUCCUCUUUGGACCCAUUAUAUGCAUGGAAAUGGGCAAGCCUUUUGUACCUAUUAGGAAGAAAGGCAAACUCCCAGGGGAGGUUUUACAAAAACCUUAUACUCUUGAAUAUGGGGAGGAUACCUUUGAAAUACAAAAGGAUUAUAUAAAUAAAGGGGCACGGGUGAUCAUUGUAGAUGAUCUGUUAGCCACAGGAGGUUCCAUGACAGCUGCAGUAGAAUUGGUAAAAUCUGCUGAAGCUGAGGUGAUUGAAUGCUUAGUAAUAAUUGAACUAACUAAUUUAAAUGGAAGAGACAAGGUUGGUGUUCCUGUUCAUUCAUUUAUUCAGUAUGACUAGUCUUUACCUUGAGACAAUGUUAAAAGUAUAAUUUUAAACCAAAACUUUGUACAGUGUACAGUACAAUACUAUCAGCAUUUUUAGUGUUGAGCACUCAAAUAAAGAAAUUUAUAUUUU
Molecule: messenger RNA, 829 nt
Organism: Osmia lignaria (orchard mason bee)
Lineage: Eukaryota; Metazoa; Arthropoda; Insecta; Hymenoptera; Megachilidae
Gene: Aprt
Product: adenine phosphoribosyltransferase
Biological process (GO): adenine salvage; AMP salvage
Cellular component (GO): cytoplasm
Molecular function (GO): AMP binding; adenine binding; adenine phosphoribosyltransferase activity
Source: RefSeq, a predicted model, not a curated record